CUGCAUCUCCAAUGGAUACAGCACUUUUUUAAAGCAGCCCACAUCGGGUCGAGUGGCGGCGGAACUAAAGUAGAAGAGAUACUCUAGUUUUAGUGCGAUGAUUAAUGGAAAGUCGGCGGGGAUCUUCCGGACGCGAACUUGUGCCGCCGGCCAAUCAACGGCGCACGUGGUGGCAGAAUUCCCCCAAAUCCCGCCGGAUCGUCUGAUACCGCCUUCUAGAAUGAAAGACCCUCAUCCCCACCCGCACCAAUCAGAGCACAGCUGGUCCGCAUUCGGCUGACGGGGUGGCAGCGAGUGCAUAAGCGGGCAUAAGCUGGUCUUUCUCUCCACACUGG
Messenger RNA from Aspergillus neoniger CBS 115656, 335 nucleotides. RefSeq lists its product as uncharacterized. The record is from RefSeq and is a predicted model, not a curated record. The coding region runs from base 98 to 280 and encodes 60 amino acids. NCBI's taxonomy places the organism in Eukaryota, Fungi, Ascomycota, Eurotiomycetes, Eurotiales, Aspergillaceae. The transcript has a single exon.